CACUAUGUACCUCUCCGCGCCAUUCAAGCACCUUCCAUUCUUCUCACUGUUGCGAUAUUAUUUGGCAAUGCUCUUGUCGUCGCAUCCUACAAGAUUAACCGGCGACUGAGAACUCGAACAAACGCAUUUCUCGUUAGUUUAGCCGUGUCGGAUUUCCUGGUUGGAAGUAUAUCGAUGCCGAUGUGGAUCUACAACAUCAUCAUAGUAGAUAAUGGUUCCGUCCCUUUUAAAGCCGUUUACAAAACUUUCGAUGUCUUUUCAGCUCUGGCUUCCAUUUACCAUUUGACCGCCAUAAGUAUCGAACGUUACAUAGCCGUUUCUCGACCGUUUUAUUAUAAAAGUUUACCGUCCUUGUUUCAACGGGCAAUGAUAACAUCUGCAUGGCUUGUCGCCGGCCUACUGGCUUCUCUCUCGUCUUUUACCAUGCCAUCUGUUUUUAAAAUCCCUUGGAACAGUCGAGUAUAUGCCACUGUUAUGUUUAUCAUCGGUUUCGCAAUUCCGGCAGCCAUUAUGUUUUUUAUGUACGCGGGCGUUUUUUCAGUAGCGCGCUCUCUUCUUCAACGAAACCCGCACCACUCCCCAGGGGGUCGACAAAGCACAGGUAGCCCGAUGAGCCAAUACUAUCAGGGGGAGAGAAAAGUGGCUAUUACCGUGGCAUUCAUCACAGGUUUGUUCAUCGCUAACUGGGUGCCAUUUUUUACUGUAUCUAUCAUGGCUGCCUAUUGCUUUCACUGUCUUCCUUCGUCGCAGAAAACAUUCACUUGGCUUGUUGCUAUUGUUAAGGGUGUGCACUACCUGAACAGCGGUGUGAACCCACUAGUGUAUGCUCAGCGGGACAGUGAAAUAAGAAGAACAUUUCUCACUCUGUUAGGACUUAAGCGCGUCAAUCGUCGUUUGCGCGCCAAAAAAGAAAAGCCAUGGGGAAUUAAACAACUGACUGGACGCACGAUACAGUGUUAUCAUUUAGGUAGUUCUAGUGGUGUGCAAUAUCAUGUGAGUGGUUCAGUUAAUGAAAUGUUUACUAGAAUUCCUGAAAACCAUGUGGGUCAUUCUAGACCGAUGAUUUCUGAGUAAGCUGCACCCCAGGUCCAGAAGUCCUGUCCAAGCUAUUCCAUUAUUUUCCUAGGUAAGACAGUUUAAUUUUACCGUGCCCUCCAAGCCCAAGAGUAUAAAUGGGUAUUCGCAGGCUGCUUACUUGGCGAGAACUCAAGAAGGUCAGCCCUCAGUGGAAAAGCAUGCCGUUAGUUUAAUUGAUGAGCUCCGAUAACAUGGAUUUGGCUUGUUUACCAAUUGCAGUUAUUUUCAUCUUACUGUUUGAUAAGUAACAUGUAUUUGUUUGAUCUGAAACCUUCCGAUGAAUGAUGCUAGAACUUUGCAAGUAAGACUGUCGAGCUGCACGGACGAAGGCGAAAUACUGUCGAACGAAGACCUUCCUAUGCAUUUUUCAUUUUCACACAAUGUUUAUACAGUUUUAAAGGGAGGUCCGAGGUUUAAUUCUUUUUUCUGUGGUACCUGUUCUUAAAAUAUAAAAUUUGUUUUGUAUAUCCAGCUACACCUGCCAAUUUCACCGCUUGCUUUUUAAUUAUACCGUACUGACGAUUUCAACGAACUCCAGAAAAUGCUGUUAGUUGUAAUCAUCUGUGAUAACGUUGCAUAAGAAAACUUGUCUUCUUUAGUUUAAUAAUAAAUUUAAAGAAUAAAAUUAAGCUUCCCUCCAAAACAAAUACCCUUCCUGAUUUGAAGAUCUUUCAGCAUCUACCGAGAAAGAUGUCGAAAGAAAUUACAAUCUUUAUGUUUCGAUCAGAUUUCAGUUUGCGUUCGAGAGCAAGUUUUUUUUCUGCGUUUGACGGGAUUAUAUACAAGUUCUUUGCUCAUAAUCGUCACUGAAAUAGACUACGCGCCGUCUACAAUCGUUUGUAAUUUUCCGCACAAAUCGGCUUCGCAACGAGCAAUUCCGCAAUGUAAUUCAUCAAGGCUUGUACGGAGAAGUAUAUCUAUUUUUAACUUCUUAACAUUAGCUGCAGUUGGUUCAGCGUGUAACGGGUCUUGAAAAUGAAUGAGAUAUUGAAUCAUGGGGCUGGGGUGUUAUCAUAAGCCUCAAGACAUUUGCAUUGAGUAAAACUGAAAAACUUAUACUCAGGUUAGUGGUAAGCCAACUUUGAAAGUUUACAAAGACGUAACGGUACCGGGGCUUAGAACAUAACAUGCUGAUAUCAUAAUUGAAAACGCACCACCCUGAAGAAUCUGCUUUGCGUCAAUUAUUAUCUGGUGGGGGACACUCCAUUACCAGUCCUUCUCGUCGCGUGGACAUGAGCCCGCAGAUACCCAGGGAAGAUGAGCAGUAAAAAUACCUAACGUUAAGCGCUUGGAAAUUCGCUACUGCCCCCUACCGUCUUUGUAAAAUCUUAGCCACGCCCCUGCUAUAUAUAACUAUUGUGUUUCUGUGUUUCGAUUAAAAAAUCGGCUGAUUGAUUAAUUGAGAUUUAUUUGACAAUGAAAGGGAUGAGGUAUAAUGGCUCAGAGCCUCUCAAGUGGAGUCCUGUGACGUCUGACUUUCCUCUCCCCUCGAUAGUAUUGGCCCAUUAGGCUUCCCUUGCUUUGUCGACCUGCGGAGAGGUGAUGUGGAUUACGUUGAAGAAGGGAACGUGCCUCUGAGAAAACACCCACGUACAUACACAAUAUGAUGGCUGCAGGAAUUAAGAGGCCACCGACAAACAAUGAUGAUAUUGUAGAUCCACAUCGGUAUCGAUAUACUCCGACCAGGAAAUUCGACACGGCUAAGCUAACGAGAAACGCGUUCGCCUGUUGAUGUUGUGAGAUGCGACCACAAGAGAACUGCCAAAUAAUAUCACUGUGGCAAGAAGAAUGGAAGGUGCUAGAAUUGCUCGAUAAGGAAUUAACUCGGUUGUGUAAUUCUCCUGUUACAUUUCCUUGCAACCUGCUGGUAUUUCUUAGCAUGAAAGAUGCCAUUCUUCUAAGGGCCUUGGAAACUUCCCAACCCUAUUCGGAGUAGGAACUUAAUCCUUACACGAUCUGAAUCACUUUUUGAUUUAUAGUGAAGAAAUGUAAAAUGGUUUCCGUGUUUACAUCAGGCUAUGUAAACACGGAAACCAUUUUACAUUUCUUUUCCAAAAUAACUAAUGAAAGAGGAACGAAAACCGUGUUUACAUACGCUCAUGUAAAAUGGUUUUAUGGCCAAUCAGAGCGCGCGUACUAUUUGAAUUAUUUUAUAAAUAUAUUUUGUUGCACGCCCUUAUCUAUUCUGUGGUAUAAUCAAGCUCUUCCCACAAAGCAGAUAAUGUCUUAUAGUCUUAAACCUGUGUAAAUUUAUUUAUAAAGGCUUGCAGUUUUCUUGCGAUAUCUGCUCAACUAGCCGCGUAGAUUUUGAUGAAAAUGGGUAUAUGUCGAAGAAACGGGACCAUAUUUUUUGGCAACGGCUCUAAAUGAAAAUUACAUUUCCCUUCGUUGAAAUUUAAGUUUUUAACUAUAAUCUCGCUUUUUAUGAAAUCGUAGUGGUUUUCGUUCCAUGGGAAAAUGUCUCUUGCGUUCUUGAGGUUACUUUUAAUCGACGCAACUGAAUAAGUUUUCACGAACUUUUUGCAUUCGAAAGGUUAUCUUGAGGUCCCAUAAUAAUCAGCUGUAACAUACGGUACAUGUAUUUAUUUUCAUUUUUUAUGAAAUCUUCCAUCUAGUAAUCAAUUCAUCUUUUUUAUUAUAAAAUUUCUAGCCUCAGAGAUGCUUGUUUGUUUGUUUUUUUGAAUUAAACGACCAUCGUUACUUAAACGAUAAAAACAUGUUAAUAAUAGUAACACUAAUGAGCUUUGAAAACUCUGAAAAACCUGAGUGGCUAUAUAAAAAUCAACAUCAAAUAUUUCGUUUACCUUCUCCCACGCCGCCACACCUCAACCUCAUACAAUAAUGGGAACAUGUUAUUUAACAUGCGGUAUAAGUAUUCGAAUUUUAAUCAAAUGUUCGAUCAGGUAAUUAAUUCAUCACUUUGACAAUAAAGUUCCCAUCCUUCAAUGAUAACAUUGUUUUCCAAUUUUAAAAUUAUCCUUACGAUUGCGAAAGACUAUGCUAAGGUAACUGUGAGAAAUAUGUAAUUUGAGGCCGUGUAAAAUUCAUUAAAAAGAUUUCACUUGGGGAAUAUUUUUUACGUCAGUAUAGGCCGACGAUUCUAUUACUUGAAUCCAUCGGCAAAGCCACGUAGAUGUCUUCACAAAGAUGCAAUCAUCCAUAUCCUCAAUCGUAGUUUACCAAACUACAAAGUAGUUUCUACUGAUGCUUAUGUUAUAGUUUCUAAAGCCUUCUUAUAAACAUUCUGGUAUCUAGCUUGCAGCUUAAAAAAAUAUGAGCCGGAGUUCAAACCUUUUUGCAGUAUUUUAAAAGUAUUUGGAGUUUGAAGUGGGUCUAAGUUUCCAACACUUUUUUCAUUCAAUUUAGAAAAGACUGAAUACCAAGUCAAUAUUCUAAUUUCAAUUACGACGUUCGAAUUACAUAAGGAAUGACGACUUCUCCUUUAAGGCCUCAUAAUUCAUAGAAUAUUAUUAGGAGAGCCAAAAGAGAUUUGUGGACGUAAUCAUGAAUAGUUUGUCCACACCAGAUCGGCCUUUCGCUUUCCUUCUGUAGAGAGCAUGGGUCGUGUUAGAAUACUGUUCACAUAUAUAGUUCCUUUGAAGGGAGCAAAUAUAGCAUAUACACACCUUAGAUUUGUUUGAUUUGCUUGUUGUUCGUAGUUACUCACCGAUAUUUGCUUGCGGUAAGCAUUUAUUCUCUGUUGUUAGUUUGCGGUUAUCUAGCCUUCAUCUAUACUUCGUUAAGGUGUCGUUCUCUGUCUACAUGCCAGCAUGACUUUUUACGACUCAUUUUCAAUAAUUUUAUAAUAAAUCCACGCGUUUACACUCGCCAAAUUCUCGUUAUACGAAUUGGUGAUGAUGGUCCAAUGAUGACGAGUAUUUUUCCAUAAUUGGAGCGCACCUUUUUUUAGAUGCAUUUUAUUUUCUUCAAUUUUAUUAAAAAAACUUGAUAUUUCAGAGCUCAGGGUAACAUCAUCCUAAAAAUCAAUUCGAAUGAUCGCAGUUUCGAAGAUCGCGACUUUAUCAUUUCGUUUCUUCGAAUUUCAAGAUCAGAAAUUGCAAGCAUUUAACAAUGCUUUCAGGUUUCCAAAGCUGAUUAAUUAGCAACACAUACGAAUAAAUUUAUUUCACUUUCAGAGAGACGUAAAAUAAUACACUUGCGAUCUGGAAAAUGCUUCGUGAUGAAAUUUUUAUCAUGACGCUGAUAAAAAAAAAAUUGAUCUUAGGUUUAGAUAUACCUUUUUGAGAACAUCAUUCUCUUAGCUUGUGCUGCAAUGAUUACCAGAUACCUUCGUGAAACGCUGUCAUGUUUUAGGAAUAUUCCUUUUUUUUAAACGCAUUCUUGUAAUUGAGAAGAGUGAAAUCGCUAAACUUAUCAUCCAAUUGGUUGUUGUUGUUGAUUUAAGAUUUGACAACGAAGUUCGUUUGUUGGUUUUGGUAACUCAGAAAUUGCGAGCAAUUUCGAUCAAACUUUGCUUUAAUCACCAAACUAUUGUCAUCGUAAUAGAAAAAAAACCUUCGAACAAACAGGAGCGUUCUUUAAAAUGACAGUCUGAACAGCUCCACAGGAAUAGUUUUCUCAGAAUAGGGAUCGUCAACAGAAUAUUCCUCACAAUGUAAGUUUGCAAUUCUUCAUCAAUAGCUUAUUUGAUUCAAACGAAAUUAGUAGCAUACUAAAGUUACUUCAUUUUCACUAUCGACAUUGUCUUUCUUCGUGAAAUUUUAACUUGGCGAAUACUCAUCCUGUAUGAUUUUAUUUCUUCGAUUUUAACCCGACAUGAAUCAAACACGAGCAUCAAACUCUGCAUAAAAAUAAAUAUAUAUUUUCGUUUAUUCGAUGGCUCACAGAGUAUAGGUUUCGAGAAACUGCACAUAUUGAAAGGAACAGUAUGCAUAAGUUGGGCCCAUUUUUCCUAUUACAAUGUUAAGAAAUCACAUUUAAAAACUGAGCUUAAUUAAUUCCCCGUAUUUAAAGACUUCUAAAGAUUAUUCUCUACUUCCUAGUCUUCUCGAACGUUUCAAACAUCGUAGCGUAAGGCAUGUUUUGUUUUUCCUACCUAUUUCAUAUGCAUAUCAAGACCUGAAAAAUUCUUAUUUUUUAAUGCUUUUUCUCGGCUGAAUUUGCUUUAGAUGUUUUUGCAGGAAAAUAAUGGUAACGCGAUGAAAGUAUAUAUUUAUAAAAAAGAUAUCCUUGCACGAUUAAUUUUUCAGCAAAUUGUGGCCAAUCUUAUAACGCUAUGAUGUGAAAAAUUAUUCGAAAAAGUGCUAGAGUAAUUUUCAGAUGACAUGACAUGAAAAAUUUCCUUGCGAUAAAAAUCGAAUCUCAUAAGCUGUAGGAAAUUAGGUAAUUUAUGGGGAUAUAUAUUUCUCGCAUUUAGCAAUACCAUUUAAUUUUAAUAACCUAACUGACAAAAAUCAACUUUAAAAUUUGUUAUGAUUGUUUACUUAUUGCCAAGUUUGAAAGUUGGACAAAAGGAUGCUAUUUAACUUUUAUUGUUUCUACCGGAAUUUAAAAUUCACUUUACCCGAGUUGUCAAUUUAAUGAAUGCCUCGUCAACAUUCUAAAUUGCGAAAAACAUCACUGUGUGUCACAUCUAUAUAAUACUCUAACUUUUAUGUGCAAUAAAAAAUAUCUUAGCCUUAAUUAAUCUAAAAAAUUUCCAUAUUUCUUCCUAAAUCCCUGCUCUUAAUAAAUCUUCGAUGAGCUAGGCCAUGUCGAGCUUGAUAUAAAAUAAUUCCGACUUUUGAAAACAAUUACUAAACUUUAGUUUGACGGAAGGAAGUAGGAUCCAUUAAAGUCUGGUAAUAAAAGUGAACUAUGAUAUUUUUCAAGGAGUAGCUUUCUAAAGAAACUUAAGUGCUGCGUCUAUGCCGCCAGGUAUUAAAUCUGAGUUGAUAAUGUAAAUUGGCCGAGGUAAAGAGUUCCUGAAGCUAGCGUUUCGAGCGAAAGCCAUUCGUCGGAGUGAAGAUGUUUCUUCAGACAAUGUUUGACGUUAAUAUACUUGAAAAAAAAAUACGUGGGAGGAGUCCAAUCUAUGACUUUGUGAUUUGAAUUUAUAAUUUCCUGUUGUUGGUCUAACCAUGCAUCGUAUCAGGUUAUGUGAUUAUCAUCCCGAGAAGGAAAGUGUUCUAACUGAAAAAUAACGUUUACUUUUAUCAACAGUCCGGCACAAAAGUAUGCCAUGUUCACUUCCAUUAUUGCGCAAAAUUAUUCCAUCGAUCGCAGCAUGUCAUAGAAGCGCUCAGGCUGUGGAUGAUCUCCAUACCCUCAGCCUACGAUACUGUAGCUGAUAUGGCAUGGUUCUACUUCAGUAAAGUAGAUACGCCGCCGGAAAUUCCUUUUUCUGAAUAUGUUUUAGCCAUAAACAAUUUCUUUAAAAUAUUCAAGGUUGACAUGUCGCGCAAGAUAAUUGUAAUUAUGAACCCUAGUUUCUACAAUCGAAAUGUUGGGCUUAGCCGCAUUUGAGCCAACGAGAAAAAAGAAACAUAAAACAGAGUAAAACAAUAAAAAGGUCGGGUAAAUUUUUUUUGGAGAGCUUUGAUGCCAAGAGUGUCAUUAUAUGAUAAUGUUAUGCAAUAUGAGGGAUUAACGGAAGGUACAUUGUCAACUUUCACUCAAGAUCUGUCAAUAGCUGGCCAUGAAUGAAACACAAUGUCAUCAUAAACCGGUGAUGUUUUUUCUAGCUUUUGAAUAAAUGCAGUGCCUCUGCAAAAUAUUUCUUUAUAUCUAAGUUGAGAAUGAAGAUUGUUUUCAGUACUGUAUUUGCCUAUUGUUUUGUAAAGGGAAUGGCAUAAAAAAGCUUAUUCCUGAGGAGAAAAAGUUUCUUAUCAAUUAAUGCGUUUAAUGAAGUGGUGAUUGGAGAAGAAUGAAGGCUUUUCCCGAUAAUUUGCAUUUCUAAAGCCUUGCUAACAGCACGGACAGCUGUGUACUCAACCGAACGAGAAUUGAUUAAAACUAAGGCAAACCAUUUCCUUUGUAAAUGGAGUGUCUUCUCGAUUGUCCUCGGAUAAAACAAAGCAUGGGAACCAAUUUUGUAGAAGGGUGUUUAUCAUUACUUGAAAAGCGAAGACACCUUCGAGGACGUGAUAAACGGUGAAGUGAAAUUGAUCGUUCAGUUUCCCAGUCUUGUUGGCAUAAGGUUUGGAAUUGUUUUCAUAAGGUGACUAUUACUCCCGCUCUCUGAUCACUAAAUGUGUCCUUUUCAUUGUGGCAAUGUGAAAGAGAUCACUGAUGGGUUUCCAUCCUUUUUAGAGCAAACCCGACAAAUUUGUUCAGUUUUGUCGUUUGUUCUUUUCAGAUAACGGAACACUUAUUAGAAGAAUUGGUCUUUAUCAGCUUUUGAUUGAGAACAAGAAAUCAAGAGGUUACUUCUGCAACCCUAACAACGUCAAAGUCAACAUUAAAACUCCGGUUGUCGAUUUGUGGACUUUUGCAAAUGAAGAUCAGGAUGAAGAUUUUGCGAUUGUGAAGCAUAUUUCUUCAUAACUGGCAAUGUCUCGUAUUUAACAGAGUCUUUUUAGCUUAAUUAGACGAUGGUGGUUGAAAUUUCCUGGAGCUCAGCUCUUCAGAUACUGUUUUGCGUGUCUCUCAUGUUUGUGAUCAUAACUGGAAAUUCUUUUGUAGUGGCAUCGUAUUUUUCAAACUUUAGACUCCGCACCGGUACUUACACGUUUCUGGUGAGUUUGGCUAUCUCGGAUCUACUGGUGGGAUGUGUAUCUCUACCUCUGUGGAUAUACGUCAGUUUGACAGGCACAAAUUAUGGACCUCUGAAUACGUUUUUCAUCUCCUUCGACAUUUUAAGUGCAAUGGCUUCAAUCUUCCAUCUAACAACCGUUAGCCUGGAACGAUGGUUGGCCAUUUCGCGCCCCUUUGUUCACGAAGCACUCUCCACGACACAUUAUACGAUAGUCAUUUGCUGUAUUUGGAUGACAGCUUCCGUGAUAGCAGCAAUUCGACCUGCCUUGGAUAAAUCUUCGAGUGACUCGAACAAUAGUCCAUACAGAAUUUACACUCCGUUUUUGUUGUUCGUUGGUUAUGUUGGACCAGGAAUUCUUGUGAGCGUUGUCAACAUUUCCAUUUUUAAGGUGGCUCGGGCGCUGAUCUCCAAUCUUCCAACAAUGGCAAAUCAGGAAGAAAGCAACAAAAUACGCAAGAACUUAAAAAAACAACGCCGCACAGCCCUCACCCUUACAUUUGUGACUGCGCUUUUUCUCGUUUCUUGGUUGUCUUUCUUUACAGUGAGCACCAUUUCGGUGUUUUGCAGAGAGUGCUUUCCUUUCCAUAAACUCUCGGGUUUUCUUCUGUUUUCAAAAUGGCUCCAGUACAGUAACAGCGCCAUGAAUCCAUUAGUGUACGCCUUCCGCGAUUUAGAGCUGCGAAAAACGUUUGUAAGGCUUUUAAGCCGCUGCAGACGCCGAGUGACGAUACGUCAAGCGCUUCGAGUGGCUCCAGUGAAUAUGUCCUUGACUCAAAGAAGUACGAGAUUUCGGACUGAUCCAACGACAAUGUUUAACGAAACCCAGGUAUAA
This is a messenger RNA of Pocillopora meandrina, 9605 nucleotides long. The record is from the annotation of a GenBank genome assembly. NCBI's taxonomy places the organism in Eukaryota, Metazoa, Cnidaria, Anthozoa, Scleractinia, Pocilloporidae.